UCAGUGUUAGACAGGGGUAUUUCCAGAGACUAGAAUUCCACUGUUUAUAUUUGCUGAUAUCACAAGUGGAUCCGGGAAGGGAAGUCCUGAACCAUAGCCGAACUCCAAUAUAAAGGCAGCAGCACAGUGAUUCCCAGACUAGAAUUUCAAAUCAGAACCUUCAUAUUAAUAAAGACCUACAGAGACGACUGUCAACAGGACCAUUUCUGUACAUUGCUGACAAUGGGCGUUUGCGACCAUGUACCUUUGCAAUUUUUUGCCUUUCUUGUUGUUAUUUCUUCAGCACUAAACAUAUGGAGAGGCACUGAAGGCUGGUCAUACCAUUACUCCAACUCCAAAAUGAACUGGGUACAUGCCAGACAAUGGUGCAGGCAGCAGUACACUGACAUGGUGGCUAUCCAGAACAAAGAGGAGAUUUCUCAUCUCAACAACAUCCUUCCAAAAGUCAGUGGAUAUUACUGGAUUGGCAUUCGUAAAAUUGAGGGCAGGUGGACCUGGGUGGGAACUAACAAGACACUUACCAAGGAAGCUGAGAACUGGGCAGAUAAGGAACCCAAUAACGGAGGAAAUAAUGAAGACUGUGUGGAAAUAUAUAUUAAAAGAGAGAAAGAUGAAGGCAAAUGGAAUGAUGAAUCCUGCUCAAAGGAGAAGACUGCACUGUGCUACACGGCGUCCUGCAAGGAUGACUCUUGUGUUAGUGGUCAUGGAGAGUGUGUAGAAACCAUAAACAACCAUACAUGCUCAUGCUUUAAAGGUUUCUAUGGAGAACGAUGCGAACAUGUUGUAAAAUGCAAACCAAAUGAAGCCACACCAACAGAUCAUGCUCGUGUCCAGUGCUCUCAUCUCAAUGGAAAUUUCUCAUAUGGCUCUCAGUGUGAAUACUCCUGUGAGGAAGGUUAUGAACUAAAGGGCUCCAGUACAACAAGAUGCACUUCUACAACGGAGUGGUCAAGCAAACCACCAACCUGUGAACUUGUUCAAUGUCCAGAGCUGAACAAACCACAGGAUGGUGUAAUGCGGUGUAAUCAUCCGAUGGGCCGAUUCAGCUACAGAUCCACUUGUGAGUUUGAAUGUGAAAAAGGAUACAUGCUGCGAGACUCCAGCUCCUCUACACUGUUCUGUGGAGCAGCAGGACACUGGAAUGAUUCACAACCCACUUGUGAAAUUGUAAAAUGCAAACCGGAGGACGUCACCCCACCAGAUCAUGCUAGCGUCCAGUGCUCUGAUCCUACUGAUUUCUCAUAUGGCUCUCAGUGUGAAUACUCCUGUGAGGAGGGUUAUGAACUAAAGGGCUCCAGUACAACAAGAUGCACUUCUACAACGGAGUGGUCAAGCGAACCACCAACUUGUGAACUUGUUCAGUGUCCAGAGCUGAUCAAACCACAGGAUGGUGUAAUGCGGUGUAAUCAUCCGAUAGGCCAAUUCAGCUACGGAUCCACCUGUGAGUUUGAAUGUGAAAAAGGAUACAAGCUGCGAGACUCCAGCUCCUCUACACUGUUCUGCGGAGCAGCAGGACACUGGAAUGAUUCACAGCCCACUUGUGAAAUUUUAAAAUGCAAACCGGAGGACGUCACCCAACCAGAUCAUGCUAGUGUCCAGUGCUCUGAUCCUACUGAUUUCUCAUAUGGCUCUCAGUGUGAAUACUCCUGUGAGGAGGGUUAUGAACUAAAGGGCUCCAGUACAACAAGAUGCACUUCUACAACGGAGUGGUCAAGCAAACCACCAACUUGUGAACUUGUUCAAUGUCCAGAGCUGAACAAACCACAGGAUGGUGUAAUGCGGUGUAAUCAUCCGACAGGCCAAUUCAGCUACAGAUCCACCUGUGAGUUUGAAUGUGAAAAAGGAUACAAGCUGCGAGACUCCAGCUCCUCUACACUGUUCUGUGGAGCAGCAGGACACUGGAAUGAUUCACAGCCCACUUGUGAAAUUGUAAAAUGCAAACCGGAGGACGUCACCUCACCAGAUCAUGCUAGCGUCCAGUGCUCUGAUCCUACUGAUUUCUCAUAUGGCUCUCAGUGUGAAUACUCCUGUGAGGAGGGUUAUGAACUAAAGGGCUCCAGUACAAUAAGAUGCACUUCUACAACGGAGUGGUCAAGCGAACCACCAACUUGUGAACUUGUUCAAUGUCCAGAGCUGAACAAACCACAGGAAGGUGAAAUGUGGUGUAAUCAUCCAAUGGGCCAAUUCAGCUACGGAUCCACCUGUGAGUUUGAAUGUGAAAAAGGAUACAAGCUGCGAGACUCCAGCUCCUCUACACUGUUCUGUGGAGCAGCAGGACACUGGAAUGAUUCACAGCCCACUUGUGAAAUUUUAAAAUGCAAACCGGAGGACGUCACCCAACCAGAUCAUGCUAGUGUCCAGUGCUCUGAUCGUACUGAUUUCUCAUAUGGCUCUCAGUGUGAAUACUCCUGUGAGGAGGGUUAUGAACUAAAGGGCUCCAGUACAAUAAGAUGCACUUCUACAACGGAGUGGUCAAGCAAACCACCAACCUGUGAACUUGUUCAAUGUCCAGAGCUGAACAAACCACAGGAAGGUGAAAUGUGGUGUAAUCAUCCAAUGGGCCAAUUCAGCUACGGAUCCACCUGUGAGUUUGAAUGUGAAAAAGGAUACAAGCUGCGAGACUCCAGCUCCUCUACACUGUUCUGUGGAGCAGCAGGACACUGGAAUGAUUCACAGCCCACUUGUGAAAUUUUAAAAUGCAAACCAGAGGACGUCACCCCACCAGAUCAUGCUAGCGUCCAGUGCUCUGAUCCUACUGAUUUCUCAUAUGGCUCUCAGUGUGAAUACUCCUGUGAGGAGGGUUAUGAACUAAAGGGCUCCAGUACAACAAGAUGCACUUCUACAACGGAGUGGUCAAGCAAGCCACCAACCUGUGAAUUUGUUCAAUGUCCAGAGCUGAACAAACCACAGGAUGGUGAAAUGUGGUGUAAUCAUCCGAUAGGCCGAUUCAGCUACAGAUCCACCUGUGAGUUUGAAUGUGAAGAAGGAUACAAGCUGCGAGACUCCAGCUCCUCUACACUGUUCUGUGAGGCAGCGGGACACUGGAAUAAUUCACAACCCACUUGUGAAAUUGUAAAAUGCAAACCGGAGGACGUCAGCCAUCCAGAACAUGCUAGUGUCCAGUGCUCUGAUCCUACUGAUUUCUCAUAUGGCUCUCAGUGUGAAUACUCCUGUGAGGAGGGUUAUGAACUAAAGGGCUCCAGUACAACAAGAUGCACUUCUACAACGGAGUGGUCAAGCAAACCACCAACCUGUGAAUUUGUUCAAUGUCCAGAGCUGAACAAACCACAGGAUGGUGAAAUGUGGUGUAAUCAUCCGAUGGGCCAAUUCAGCUAUGGAUCCACCUGUGAGUUUGAAUGUGAAGAAGGAUACAAGCUGCGAGACUCCAGCUCCUCUACACUGUUCUGUGGAGCAGCAGGACACUGGAAUGAUUCACAGCCCACUUGUGAAAUUGUAAAAUGCAAACCAAAUGAAGCCACACCAACAGAUCAUGCUCGUGUCCAGUGCUCUCAUCUCAAUGGAAAUUUCUCAUAUGGCUCUCAGUGUGAAUACUCCUGUGAGGAGGGUUAUGAACUAAAGGGCUCCAGUACAACAAGAUGCACUUCUACAAUGGAGUGGUCAAGCAAACCACCAACCUGUGAACUUGUUCAGUGUCCAGAGCUGAACAAACCACAGGAUGGUGUAAUGCGGUGUAAUCAUCCGAUGGGCCGAUUCAGCUACAGAUCCACUUGUGAGUUUGAAUGUGAAAAAGGAUACAAGCUGCGAGACUCCAGCUCCUCUACACUGUUCUGUGGAGCAGCAGGACACUGGAAUAAUUCACAGCCCACUUGUGAAAUUGUAAAAUGCAAACUGGAGGACGUCACCCCACCAGAUCAUGCUAGCGUCCAGUGCUCUGAUCCUACUGAUUUCUCAUAUGGCUCUCAGUGUGAAUACUCCUGUGAGGAAGGUUAUGAACUAAAGGGCUCCAGUACAACAAGAUGCACUUCUACAACGGAGUGGUCAAGCAAGCCACCAACCUGUGAACUUCUUCACUGCCCGGCCCUUGACAGUCCUGUCAAUGGAAAGCUGAAAUGUACUUCAAGCUUUAGUUAUGGGAGCAAAUGCAGCUUCAUUUGUGAAGAAGGAUUCCUCCUCCAGGGGGCUUCAGAGAUCAGCUGUACAAAAACUGCAAAGUGGAGUCAGGAACCACCUCACUGUGAAGCAGUGGUCUGCCCACAAAUUUUUGAGCCAAUCAACGGGCAUAUGAACUGCUCAUCUGAAAAACACACCUUCGGCACCAUCUGCACCUUCAGCUGUCUUGAUGGCUACCAACUUAUCAGUAAUGAGGUGAUGUGCAACCUCAAUGGGAGCUGGUCAGGGGAAGUGGCAGUGUGUCAAGCACUUCCUGAUCCUUCUGCAUCACUUAUCAAAGCGACAGAAGUGACUCUUGGAGUUGCAGGUAUUGUCAGCAGCUCCAGUCUGUUCUUAGUCUACUGGAUACUGAAGAGACUAAGGAGUAAAGCUAACAAGUUUAAACUGAACAGUACCUCAGAUAUUGAGGAUCCACCACAGGCUUAUAAAACUGUUGAGAGUCUCAUAUAGAGCAGAAGAGCAUCAAACUACACAUGGAAUUUAUCGCUACUGCAUCGCUGGACAUAAUAAUGUCAUUUCAUUUCCAAAUGAUUUGACACUUAAAUGUGAUAAAAUGUUCUUCAUUCUCAGUCUGAUGGGCAUUACCAUUUUAUCAGGCAACAGUCCCAACUAAAUGUGACUUCUACUUCCCAAUGGAAGCUUUUAUUAUUUACUUGACUGAACAUAUUGUUCUGUACGGUUUAAAUAUUCUCUUUUUAUGUUAUUAAUAUACACUAUUUUUUGUACUAUUUAUUGUAUUGUCUAAUUAAAAUUUUGUAAACCAAUAAAGUUUGACUUUCAUAAUGUCA
This is a messenger RNA of Megalobrama amblycephala (Wuchang bream), 4919 nucleotides long. RefSeq names its product P-selectin-like. Gene Ontology annotation, cellular component: membrane. Gene Ontology annotation, biological process: negative regulation of complement activation, classical pathway; cell adhesion. The coding region runs from base 223 to 4581 and encodes 1452 amino acids. Lineage: Eukaryota; Metazoa; Chordata; Actinopteri; Cypriniformes; Xenocyprididae. The transcript is spliced from 27 exons. The record is from RefSeq and is a predicted model, not a curated record.